AUGGCGAAUUUUACAGAUACCCCUUGCCCAGGCGUUGUGUCACGAAAAGACGGCCACCCAGUGGACUACGAGAUAUUCCGUCGCACCCCUGCUGGCGGACGGCUUAAUAAUCAAACGCAACCGCGUAAUUCUAUCGCUUUUAACGUGUUUGGAGAAUACGAUAUAUCCAAUAAUAGCUGUACAGACUUUGUCAUGGAGGUCGAAGAUGAACAUAAAAAAGACUAUAUAGUGCAGCCACUAGCAACGCUAGACUCGUAUCAGACCGGUUCAUCGUCCAUUCAUACUAGGGAAACAGAAGAACACAAGGGCUCCAGGGACGCUGCCGAGGACAGUGAGAGAAGUGUGGUUAAUCACACGGCAGUCAGAGAGUAUCAUCGAACGUCCACUAAGGAACCCCCUUUCGGAAAGGAGGCUGCGCUUAUCGAAUACAUGAUCGGCCAGUAUGGUUCACUAGUUGACAGUGUCCUUGAUCUGGGCUGUGUAGAUACGAGAUACGAGCGACCGAGAGCUGCGCCUGCCGUGCCAAAGAGAGAUUCACCAGUCUCUCUAAAGCAACGAGGCGGUAUUCCAACGAAGGUAUCAACUAGGUCUGAUCCAGUUUCGAGAAAUUUUCGAAGGCUACGUCUGGAUAUUCAGCAUCCUAAUAGGUCUGAAUGUAGGUCGCAAUCGGAUCAGGACAGUCCAGAUUGGGCCUGCAGAACAUCUCUAGCCAUUGAGGCCGGAAACAUUGGAAUGAACGGUGUACACAUGUAUAGCACGUGUUCGACGCCAGAUCAGGAGAGCCCAGACUGGGCCUGCAGAAAGUCUCUGGCCCUUGAAGCUGGAACAAUCUCGAUGGAUAGUUUACACACGUAUUCUGGAUAUUUAUCACCGAGACAUAUUUUAGAUACGGUAUGGAGCCCAAUCAAGUUGCUUCUACCAGAAGCAAGAGAGUGCAAAGCCUCGAACGAAGAGAAAUGCAGGUGGCUCUCUCAUCAACCUUCAGUAGGCAUAGUUGGGCUCACUCCGUAG
Molecule: messenger RNA, 1011 nt
Organism: Exserohilum turcica Et28A
Lineage: Eukaryota; Fungi; Ascomycota; Dothideomycetes; Pleosporales; Pleosporaceae
Exons: 2
Coding region: 1-1011 (336 amino acids)
Source: RefSeq, a predicted model, not a curated record